Messenger RNA from Cornus florida, 3000 nucleotides. RefSeq names its product EIN3-binding F-box protein 1-like. Gene Ontology annotation, molecular function: protein binding. Bases 239 to 2206 code for a protein of 655 amino acids. The record is from RefSeq and is a predicted model, not a curated record. Gene Ontology annotation, biological process: SCF-dependent proteasomal ubiquitin-dependent protein catabolic process. The transcript is spliced from 2 exons. Gene Ontology annotation, cellular component: SCF ubiquitin ligase complex. NCBI's taxonomy places the organism in Eukaryota, Viridiplantae, Streptophyta, Magnoliopsida, Cornales, Cornaceae.
AUAUAUCGACUGUUGUGUGGCAAACAUAAACAACAACAAUCAUUCCUUCUCCUCCACCUCUCUUUUUUUUCCCUACUCGUUAGGGUUUCAGAUCAUCUUGAAUCUUCAUACCUGUAAUGCAAUCAGAAAUCCAAGCUAAAAUAUACAAAUACAUAUACCUGCUCUGCUUUGUGUCGUUUUUGGUGAUCGAUCUGAUCGUUUUUGCAGCCGAUCGGGGUUUUUUUCUUGAGAAACAACCAUGCCUGCGCUCAUCAAUUACAGUGGGGAUGAUGAAAUUUAUUCUGGAGGGUCCAUUUAUUCCAAGGAUUCGAGCCUCUUGCUAUCUCUUGGUUCCCAUGUCGAUGUCUAUUGCCCUCCACGCAAGAGGUCACGCAUCAGCGGACCAUUCGUCUUCAGAGAAAACAGAUUUGAGGAGGAAAAGAGACCAUCCAUUGAAGUUCUUCCCGAUGAAUGCCUUUUUGAGAUCUUCAGACGCCUGCCUGGAGGUAAAGAGAGGAGUGCCAGUGCUUGUGUAUCCAAGCGUUGGCUUAUGCUGCUAAGUAGCGUGCGCAAUUCUGAAAUUUGCAGGAGCGAGUAUGUUCAGGGAGGAACAUGUGAAAACAAUGUAGAUCAGUCUUCGAAUGACGUUGAAAUGAUCUGUGGCGAUGAAGAUAAGGAACUUCAAAGUGAUGGGUACCUUACAAGGUGCUUAGAAGGGAAGAAAGCGACUGAUAUUAGACUUGCUGCUAUUGCAGUUGGAACGGCCAGCCGUGGAGGGCUUGGCAAGCUUUCAGUCAGGGGAAGCAACUCUAUCCGUGGAGUUACCAACCUUGGUCUCUCAGCAAUUGCCCACGGUUGCCCUUCUUUAAGGGUUCUUUCUUUGUGGAACGUUCCUUCUAUUGGCGAUGAGGGUCUUGCAGAGAUAGCCAAAGAAUGCCACUUGCUAGAGAAACUUGACCUCUGCCAGUGUCCUUCAAUCUCCAACAAGGGCUUGAUGGCAAUUGCAGUGAGUUGUCCCAAUUUGACUGCUUUAACGAUUGAAUCUUGUGCAAACAUUGGGAAUGAGAGCUUGCAAACUAUUGGAAGGUGCUGUCCCAAGUUACAGGCCAUAACUAUUAAAGACUGCCCUCUUGUUGGAGAUCAGGGGGUUGCUAGGGUCUUGUCAUCGGUUUCUUCUGUCUUGACAAAGGUAAAGCUUCAGGCCUUGAACAUCACAGACUUCUCUCUUGCUGUAAUUGGGCACUGUGGCAAAGCCAUUACUAAUAUUGUCCUCAAUGGGCUUCAAAAUGUGAGUGAGAAGGGCUUUUGGGUCAUGGGUAAUGCUCAGGGUCUGCAGACACUUACAUCUUUGACAAUUACUUCCUGCCGAGGAACAACUGAUGUGAGUCUUGAAGCCAUAGGGAAGGGGUGCCCGAACUUGAAACAGAUGUGCCUUCGUAAGUGUUGUUUUGUAUCUGACUAUGGUCUGGUAGCUUUUGCCAAGGCUGCUGGAUCUCUUGAGAGCCUACAAUUGGAGGAGUGCAACAGAAUCACGCAGUCAGGUAUUCUGGGUGCACUCUCAAACUGUGGAUCGAAGUUGAAGUCUCUUUCCCUGGUGAAAUGCAUGGGAAUUAAGGAUCUAGCUCUGGAAACACCUACACUCUCUCCUUGCGAAUCUCUCCGAUCUUUGUCCAUCCGAAGCUGCCCGGGGUUUGGCAGUGCUAGCUUGGCUAUGGUGGGGAAAUUGUGUCCUCAGCUGCAUCACAUCGACCUGAGUGGUCUUUAUGGAAUAACUGAUGCAGGGCUUCUCCCACUUCUGGAGAGCUGUGAGGCAGGGCUUGUUAAAGUGAAUCUUAGUGGGUGCUUGAAUUUGACAGACGAAGUGGUUUUAGCCAUGGUUAGACUACAUGGGGGAACCCUUGAAUUGCUUAAUCUUGAUGGUUGUAGGAAGAUCACCGAUGCAAGCUUAGUGGCUGUUGCAGAAAAUUGCCUUUUACUAGAUGAUCUUGAUGUGUCAAACUGUUCGAUCACUGAUUCUGGCGUUGGUGCUCUAUCUCGUGGGGAGCAAUUAAAUUUGCAUAUCCUUUCUCUGUCUGGUUGCUCUAAGGUAUCCAACAAGAGUUUGCCUUCCCUGAAAAAAUUGGGAAGGACCCUGGUGGGUUUGAAUCUCCAGCACUGCAAUUCAAUCAGCAGCAGCUCAGUUGAGCGGCUUGUAGACAACUUGUGGAGAUGCGAUAUACUUUCCUAGAUCAGGGCAGGAAACCGAACGCCUAUAUAUGGUAAAUUAAGCAGGCAGAUGUAAAGGUGUUAAAUUAGAAUAGAUAAUUCGAAGACUCUAUAGGUAGCAGAAGCAUAGCUCCAUAUGGCUCGUACAGUCUGCGAACGCGGAUAGCAGAAUCAGCAUACUUGGUAGUUUUCUAUCCCAUUAGCAGUGGGUCUCCUUAUAGCUCAGCAGCUUGGUUGUUUUCCAGGGGACUUUGGUAGAUACACUUUUCAUCCCUUUUUGCAGGUUUCCUCAUUUACAGAGAGCCUGUUAGACCUGUUUAGUCUCUCUCAUAGACGGGAGGCUGCCUCUUCCACAGCCAUGGUUCCCUGAUAAUACAGUUACCCUGUCCUGGUUUUAGGUUUUCCACUGGUGGGUAUUCCACUUCUUGUCAUGUCAUGGUUCGGGUUCGCAUUGCUGGGUGUUCUAGUGCCUGGUAUUUUAGCUGGCUUCGUUUGGUGCUUUUUCAGUCUUCCUUGCCGUUUAGUUUGUGUUUAGCUUUAAUGGUCUUUUUAAGUGUGUGUCCUUGUUUUAUCUUAUUUUGGUCCUCUCCCUGUGGUUGCAUCGGGAAGUUGCAAGUGUGGGUGACUCUGACUCGUGGACUUCGGCCAUGGCAGCUUGUUCAUGUAGUUGCUAUGACAACCUCACGGUUGUUUGUUUUUUUCUUACCAAGUCCUAGUUUUUUAUGGGAUCACCAAAUCCUAUUUCUUCAUAUGUCUCCUGCUCUUGUAUAUUGUUCUAUGCAACCACUUUCUAUGUAAUAAAAUGGGAAUUCGCUA